Messenger RNA from Phragmites australis (common reed), 2013 nucleotides. RefSeq names its product tubby-like F-box protein 3. Lineage: Eukaryota; Viridiplantae; Streptophyta; Magnoliopsida; Poales; Poaceae. Gene Ontology annotation, molecular function: protein binding. The transcript has 6 exons. Bases 411 to 1766 code for a protein of 451 amino acids. The record is from RefSeq and is a predicted model, not a curated record.
GGAACGGAAAGGUGCGGUCAACACACCGAACCCGACCCCGACCCCAACACCGCAGGGCGGAUAAACAAACCGAGCAACCCCGCUGCCUUUCCUCACCAUUCCUCUUCCCCCGUCUCCCCCUUCCUCUCCUCUCCUCGCCUCCUCCUCCUCCCCGUCUGCUCCGCGCGUGCUGCCCGAGGUGGCCAGGAUGAACAGUCCGAGGGACGCUCCGAGCUCGUGGCGGGAACUCUGAUCCGCGGCCCGUGUGUUUCGGGUGGAGUGGCGACGUGCUCUCCGGCUUGGCGGAAUGGACAGCUUGUAGCGGCCAUUGCUUUUGCAUAUACACUUACUAUUGCUGUUAUCAUUUCAGAGGAGGUACUGCCAGUCUCUAGGGUUUUGUGUGCCUUAUUAUCUGGCACUGACUACCAUAGAUGUCAUUUCGUAGCAUAGUCCGUGAUGUUAGGGAUGGCUUUGGCAGCUUGUCGAGGCGGAGCUUUGAGGUGACCCUCGCAAGCAUUUAUGGCAUCACUGGGCACCACAAAGGGAAGGCCCAAAGCUCACUGCACGAGCUCGAUGACUCACCAUCCAUAAUCCCAGAAAGCCACUGGGCGAGCCUACCUCCUGAACUUAUCCGUGAUGUCAUACGGAGGCUGGAAGCUGAUGAGAGUACCUGGCCAUCCCGGAAGCAUGUCGUUUGCUUUGCAGCUGUUUGUAGGACAUGGAGGGAAAUGUGUAAAGAGAUUGUGUUGAGCCCAGAGUUUUGUGGGAAGCUCACCUUCCCUGUAUCUCUAAAGCAGCCUGGUCCUCGAGAUGGAAAUACAAUGAUUCAAUGCUUUAUAAAGAGGAAUAAAUCAAAAUCCACCUAUCAUUUGUACCUGUGCCUUAGCAAUGUUGUUACUGCAGAAAAUGGGAAAUUCCUCUUAUCAGCUAAAAGACAUCGCAAGACCACAUGCACGGAGUACACUAUCUCAAUGGAUGCUGACAACAUCUCAAGAUCAAGCAGAACAUACAUUGGAAAAUUGAGGUCGAACUUCCUUGGCACAAAAUUUAUAAUUUAUGAUACACAAUCCCCUUAUAACGGGGCUGUAGUUCCUCCUGUUGGAAGGACCAGCAGGAGGUUUAACUCCACGAAAGUCUCUCCAAAGUUGCCUUCUGUUAGUUACAGCAUCGCUCAGGUGAGUUAUGAGCUAAAUGUCCUUGGCACAAGAGGUCCAAGGCGGAUGCGUUGCAUCAUGCACUCCAUUCCUGCCUCGUCAGUGGAGCCUGGUGGCAUAGUGCCUGGCCAGCCUGAGCAAAUUGUGCCUCGGGCUCUGGAGGACUCAUUUCGCAGCACCGGUUCCUUCUCGCAGUCAUUCCGUAGCACCACCUCAUUCUCCAAGUCCAUCAUGGACCCAUCCAUGGAUUUCAAUAGUGCUCGCUUCUCGGACAUUGCUGGUGGGAGAUUGGAUCGCGAUGAGGAUGGUGAAGUUAAGGAGAGACCACUGGUGCUUCGCAAUAAGCCUCCGAGGUGGCAUGAGCAGCUACAGUGCUGGUGCCUCAACUUCCGUGGUCGUGUGACAAUUGCCUCAGUGAAGAAUUUCCAGCUGAUUGCUGCGACGAGCCCGCCACCUGGUGGCGCUCCAACUCCUUCGCAGCCUGCUCCAUCAUCAGAUCCUGACAAGGUCAUUCUUCAGUUUGGAAAAGUGGCAAGGGAUAUGUUCACAAUGGACUAUCGUUAUCCUCUCUCGGCUUUCCAGGCAUUCGCUAUUUGUUUGAGCAGCUUUGAUACAAAGUUGGCCUGUGAAUAAAUGGAGGGAAAAAAAGAAGGUAAAAGAGAACACAUUGCUGGCAUUAGGUCCCUAGUACAUCUUUGCAUUUUACUGUCGUGUUAUCUUGGUUGUAAUUGUGCUUGCCGUAGCCUUGCACUGGACAUAUAUGGAUGCAUGUAUUGUUGGCCCCUCUCUUCCGUGAUUACAAGUUCCCUUUGGACUUGCCCGAUCUGUAAUACACAUGCAGUGGCAAUGCCGCAUGAUAAGAAAGUUCCCAUUCGUGAUU